Molecule: messenger RNA, 6508 nt
Organism: Xyrauchen texanus (razorback sucker)
Lineage: Eukaryota; Metazoa; Chordata; Actinopteri; Cypriniformes; Catostomidae
Product: kinesin-like protein KIF21B
Exons: 33
Coding region: 249-5159 (1636 amino acids)
Biological process (GO): microtubule-based movement; mitotic spindle organization
Molecular function (GO): microtubule binding; microtubule motor activity; ATP binding
Source: RefSeq, a predicted model, not a curated record
CAGAGUCAGGCGAAAGAAGACAAUAUGUCAAUUUUGGUCAUGUCUUUUGCGAUGAGUAUAUUACUGUCAUGGUUUUAGCAGUGUUACAGAGGUGAGCGGCAAUGUAUAGCUGCGUAGCGCUGUUUGACGGACCGGAGCGGCUGCGCAUAUGUUAACGCACAACAAUCCUUUUAGUUCGCACUUAAACUUUGUGAGAACUUUGCGGCAUCUCUUCUCAUUUUGACUGGCGAGGUGAGACAGCGCGAAGCAUGGCGACACAAAACGACUGCUCUGUCAAGGUCUCUUUAAGGAUCCGGCCACAGAUGGCAAAGGAAAAGAUUGAGGGAUGUCACAUCUGUACCUCCGUGACUCCUGGAGAGCCUCAAUUGCUCCUGGGAAAAGACAAGGCCUUUACGUAUGACUUUGUGUUUGAUAUGGAUGCCCAACAACAACAAAUCUACAGCGCCUGUGUCCAUAGGCUUAUUGAAGGCUGCUUUGAUGGAUACAACGCUACUGUCUUCGCUUACGGACAAACUGGUUCAGGAAAGACCUACACCAUGGGCUCUGGCUUUGACUUGACUAUGGCAGAUGAUGAGCAGGGCAUCAUCCCUAGAGCAGUGCAACAACUCUUCCAGGGCAUCCAGAAACGUAGACUAGAGGCACAGAGCGCAGACAUGCCGCUGCCAGAAUUCAAAGUCAGCGCCCAGUUCCUGGAGCUCUAUAACGAGGAGAUCCUGGACCUAUUUGACAGCACUCGUGACCCUGAGGCUCGAAACAGGAAGUCCAACAUUAAGAUCCAUGAGGAUGGGAGCGGAGGGAUCUACACCACAGGAGUGACUUCACGGCUGGUCAGCUCUGAAGAUGAGCUCCUGCAGUGUUUGAAACUGGGCGCUCUGUCCCGCACCACUGCCAGCACACAGAUGAAUGCCCAGAGCUCCCGCUCUCAUGCCAUCUUCACCAUCCACCUCUGCCAGAUGAGGGUGUGCCCACAGCCACACCUGGAGAAUGGAGAGAUGAACGGCAUAUCUGAUAGCUCCAUCUCUCAGCCCGAGUACGAGACGCUCACUGCUAAGUUUCACUUUGUAGAUCUGGCAGGCUCAGAGCGCCUCAAGCGCACAGGAGCCACUGGAGAGAGAGCGAGAGAGGGCAUUUCUAUCAACUGUGGUCUGCUGGCCCUGGGUAAUGUGAUCAGUGCAUUGGGAGAGCAGUGUAAGAAGGUGGGUCAUGUGCCUUACAGAGACUCUAAACUCACACGUCUGCUGCAGGACUCGCUGGGAGGAAACAGUCGGACAGUAAUGAUUGCCUGUGUGAGCCCCUCUGACCGUGAUUUUAUGGAGACCCUGAGUACCCUGAAGUACGCUAACAGGGCUCGAAAUAUAAAGAACAAAGUGAUCAUGAACCAGGACAAAACCAGUCAGCAGAUCAACGCCUUACGAACAGAGAUUGCACGCCUGCAGAUGGAGCUCAUGGAGUACAAAGCGGGAAAGCGAGUGGCUUGUGAAGAUGGAUCUGAGGGCUUUAGCGAUUUGUUUCAGGAGAACUCAAUGCUCCAGAAAGAGAACGAUACACUGCGUAUGCGGGUCAAAGCCAUGCAAGAAACCAUUGACCACCUCAAUACCCGAGUAACCCACCUACUCACCAGCGGAGUUAAUCUGCUGCUCACUAAGACAGGUGAAACAAAUGAGGAGAUUGGAAAUCUAAUUCAAAACUACAUCAGAGAGAUUGAAGAGCUCAGGUCUAAGCUGUUAGAGAGUGAGGCCAUGAAUGAGUCUCUGAGACGCAGUUUGUCUCGCCUCUCUUCCCGCUCUCUGUACCCUGCCUCCAACCCCGCUGCUCCGGGACUCUCUCUUGGCUCCUCCCCCUCUGUUUCCAUGGAUGCAGAGAUGACAGAUGUGAUUUGUCAAGCCAAAUUAGAUGUAGAGAGGCUGAAGAAGAAGGAGAGAAAUCAAACCAGGAAGAGUCCUGAGAAAGAAAAGGGUCUGAAGAAGAGACCCAAACUUCAUCCCCAGGAAAACGCAGAAAAGAGAGAGAAUGGACUGAGCAGAGAAAACGAAGAGAGACGAGAAAACGGAGACGGGGAUUCAGAUAAUGAACCUGAAGAGGAUGGCAUGUAUCCUCUUCAGGAGGACGAUCAGGGGGAGAGUGGCUGUGAGGAGGAAGAGGAGAUCAGGGAGGAGGAUGAGUUUGAUAGUGACGAGAACCUAGUGGACUCUGACUCUGAUUCAGAUGAGAAAGUGAACUUGCAGGCAGAUCUUGCGGAUCUGACGUGUGAGAUCGAGAUCAAACAGAGACUGAUCGAUGAGCUGGAGAACAGCCAACGGCGGCUGCUCAUGCUGAAGAGUCAGUACGAGGAGAAACUCAUUCUGCUUCAGAACAAGAUCAGAGACACACAACUGGAGAGAGACCGCGUGCUACACAACCUCAUGUCCAUGGAGAACUACACUGAAGAGAAGGCUAGUAAGAUUAAAUCGGAGUACGAGAAGCGUCUGAAAGAGAUGAACAGAGAUCUGUUGAAGCUGCAGGUUGCUCAGAAAGAACACGCUCGUUUACUGAAGAACCAGUGCCGCUACGAGAGAGAGUUGAAGAAGCUGCAGUCUGAGGUUGCUGAGAUGAAGAAAGCCAAGGUGGUGCUGAUGAAGCAGAUGAAGGAGGAGCAGCAGAGGAGGAGGAUGAUUGAAGCCAACAGGAACAGAGAAAUCGCACAACUGAAGAAAGAGCAGCGACGACAAGAGUAUCAGAUCCGAGCUUUGGAGUCUCAAAAGCGGCAGCAGGAGAUCGUGUUGAGGAGGAAGACGCAGGAAGUGACGGCCCUGAGACGUAUGGCCAAACCCAUGUCGGAGCGUGUGGCUGGACGUGUGGUCCGCAGACUCACCAGUGUGAGCCCUGGAACUGAGCUCUCCGCUAGCAUGACAACGGCCUCCUCUGAACCUGAGUCAACUCGCUCUGUGUCCAGCAUCAUAAGGCAUUGGAACACCAAACUGAAUGGAUACCUUGGAGAGAAUGAGAGUAAUGGGAGUAGAGGAAGUCUGGCCAGUGGUAAAAAGAAGCUCCAGCGGAAGGGUACAAGCCCGAGUUUCUCAAAGACAGCCCGUCAGAAGUGGCAGGCUUUAGAGAGGAGAAUCAUGGAUAUUGUGAUUCAGAGAAUGACCAUCACCAAUGUAGAAGCUGAUAUGGAUCGCCUUAUUAAGAAACGUGAGGAGCUGGCCAUGCAGCAGGAGGCGCUGUUGCGUAAGAGGGAGAAAUUACUGCAUGAGGGCUUUGGAGAGGAGGAGGAGGACAGAGUCCUUCAGGAGAUGAAUGAGGAGAUUGAAGUUCUCAAUGCCAACAUCGACUACAUCAAUGACAGCCUGGCAGAGUGCCAGGCCACCAUCGUACAGAUCGAAGAGACCAAGGAUGAGCUGGACUCUGUGGACACCUCAGUGGUCAUCAGCUCCUGCUCGCUGGCUGAAGCUCGUUCUCUCCUGGACUACUUCCUUAAAGCCUCUAUUGACAAGGGCUUGCAAGUUGCUCAGAAAGAGGCUCAGAUUCGACUGCUGGAGGGUCAGUUGCGGCAGACAGACGUGAUUGGCUCUUCACAAAAUCACAUGAUCCUGGACGCUCUGAGGGAAAAGGCAGAGUGUAUCCCUGAGUUACAGGCCCUAAUCCACAAUGUCCAGCAGGAGAAUGGUUAUGCAAGCACAGAUGAAGAGGCAUCAGAGUUCAGUCAGGCAUCUGAGAAUGGUUUUUGCCAAAUGAAGCUGUCGGCGAGUCAAGAUGACUUCAAGAUGAAGGUUGAACCCCUGCUCUCGGCACAAAUGAAAGCAGUGUCCGCUGAGUACUUGGGCCCUAUACUGGACCCCACCUCUAAGAACAUCACAAAGUCCUUCGCUUCACUGUCAGAGAUCCACAAGAACGGCCUGGUCCUCAAAGAGCUCUAUUCCAGAGAGCUAGUGUCUCGAACCAUUAGCCUGCCCGUCAGAGGACACACCUUUCCAAGACAAUCCAGAGGGUCAGACACAUCUCCAUUAACAAGGAGACCGUCAUAUGACCGAGGACAGCCAUACAGAAGUCCUGAUGUGGGCUACACCCCACCCUCCUCCCCUCCUCUCCGAACACGCAAUGACCGCAAUGUCUUUUCCCGUCUGACCAGCAACCAAAGUCAGGGCUCUGCACUGGACAAGGGUGUUAUCACUCCCACAGGUGGGCUCAAGGGGGCCAGAACGGCCCCUCUGCAGUGCGUGGCAAUGGCCGAGGGCCACACCAAACCUGUGCUCUGCCUGGAUGCCACGGACGAACUGCUUUUCACUGGAUCCAAAGAUCGAACCUGCAAGAUGUGGAAUCUUGUAACUGGACAGGAAAUAGGGGCGCUGAGGGGGCACCCUAACAACGUAGUUUCCGUCAAAUACUGCAGCAACUCUGGCCUGGUCUUUACUGUUUCCACGUCAUUUAUCAAAGUAUGGGACAUUCGCGACUCUGCCAAGUGCAUCCGAACAUUCACGUCAUCGGGUCAGGUGGUCUCAGGUGACGGCUGUGCUGGUACAACCACCCGCACCAUCACCACAGCCCAGGGCGAGUACCAAAUCAACCAGAUUGCCCUCAAUCCCUCUGGAUCAGUUCUGUAUGCUGCUGCAGGCAACACUGUCCGCACCUGGGACCUCAACAGAAUGCAGGCCACAGGAAAGCUGACAGGACACACUGGGUCAGUGAUGUGUCUAACAGUGGGUUAUUCUGGUGGGGGCAAAGACCAGGUCAUCACCGGAUCCAAAGAUCACUACGUGAAGAUUUUUGACGUUGCGGAGGGCAGUCAGGGCAACAUUGGACCGGCACAUAACUUCGAGCCCCCUCAUUACGACGGUAUUGAGUGCCUUGCCAUACACGGCGACAUCCUGUUCAGUGGUUCACGUGACAACGGCAUUAAGAAAUGGGAUCUGGGACAGCAGGAACUGAUUCAGCAAAUCCCAAACGCCCACAAGGACUGGGUGUGUGCACUGGCGUUUGUUCCGGGGCGGCCCAUGCUCCUCAGCGCUUGCAGGGCAGGCAUGCUCAAAGUGUGGAACGUGGACAACUUCACCCCUAUCGGAGAGAUCAAGGGCCAUGACAGCCCCAUCAAUGCCAUCUGCACCAACUCCAAACAGAUCUUUACAGCAUCCAGUGACAUGACAGUAAAGAUCUGGCAUCCGAAGAUGGGGAAGAAAAGGUGACAAUCCUGAUUUUGGAAUCAUUGUUAUCGAUGGGGCUCUUUAUUUUUGAGCCGGCUGCCAAUUGGAUGUGACAGUCCAACUUUAUGGUGCCUAAAGCUGUCCUUGGCAUGAAGUCCCUGGUUCAGAGGUCUCAUUUCAGAAAGUCGGUUAGAUGGACCUUCCCAAAGGAGAAGAGACACAGCUGUGUUUAGAAGACACAAACCUUCAACAUCUCAGAAAAUGAAGCCAACAGUCUGUCCGAGGAACUGCCAUUUACCAUCUUCUGGAUGUUUUAUUGGUGCCAUUUUGGUUACACCUCAUUUGACACUGAAAUUGUAGCAUCUGUACUAUGAAGUGUCCGUUUGCAUUUCCUGUCUAGGAAAAAAGUCCUUGUGACAUCUUUGUCUGCAGCUGCUGUUUUUUUUCUGCGUAAUUUCCAUGUCAAGGACAACAAAGAAUACAAGAUGAAGGAAGGCCACUUCAGAGUUGCACUGACAUGAAGUUUUUUUUUCUUCAUCCUAGAGAGCCAUAUGACUUUGGUCAGAGGCUUGUCACUAUAACCAUUGCCAGUUAGUCUCCAGAAAAUUCCUUAAUGACUGUAGUUGAAGACUAGAUGAAGAUGAGCAGAUGCAAUGUUGUCCAACUCAGUUCUGAGACAUUGUGCAAUAGUACGGUCCUCCACUUAUUUCAAUGACCUCCUCUACGGGAGGUUUCUCUGAACAUUUCAAAAGGCUAACGACUUCCUUAAAACUUCCUUAAACCACAGGCAAACACUGGGCACCACUUUGUACAACCCUUCCGACAGGCUUCCUUUGCUUUUGAAAUCCAUUGUUUCCCUGUUGCUGUUGCCAUUGUUUCUCUGUUGCUGUGAAUUUUUACUUUGUCUACCUCAGGUUUAAAUUACAUUUCGGUUUGCCGGAUCCCAGCUUUAUUAUCCGUGAUGUGUAGAUAGAGGUCUCAGAAGUGGAAUGCAAAAUUUAGAGUCUGCUGAGUGAGCAUUUUGAGGGUGUGCACAUAAUAUGCCCAGUUUACCAGGGGACUGUUGGGUUUAUUAUUACUAACAGGAUGUUCUACUUAAACUCAUAGAAUUAGAGCUGCCUCAGAUUCAAACGUCUGAUUAUUUGGCAGCGAUCCCCCUGUGGACACCAGAAAAUGGCCCAACCAUGUUGCUGCACACAGUUUUGUCAUCUUGGAACGAUAGAGGAGAUAGCUUUAACGCAGUUAUUAUUGCAGAACUGUUUUAGACAAUCCGACCCUGGAUUGUUAGAUGAAUUGUUUUUUUUAAUUAUUUGCCCAAUAUUUAUAUUGGGCAAAAUAAAACGACCAAACAAUACAUUGCUUGGGACAAACCAUACCAACCUAUACCACUA